GUGCACUCUUGGUGUUUGGCAGUCGGGACAGGGCGGUACAAACCUCUUGCCCUUUUACUUCACGUUCUCUUCUCUAUCGCGGCACGAUUGCCUUUUCUUCUCGUCUGUGUUGCGCGCCAUGUCCUACCCUUUCAACAAUACGCAGUAUCAUGCCGUGGGCAACAACAAUGACUACGGCAAUGCCGGGUAUACCGCUCCUCAGGGAGGAUAUUCUGACUUCGCCAACCAGAAUGGAAGUAACAACAAUAGUAAUACCUAUUCGGCCUUCGAACAUACCGACAGCUAUGCGCCCUUCGCGACAACAAAGUCGACAUCGAGGAAGAAAUAUGGCGUUAUCGGCGGUUCGGUCGUCGCUUUGAUAAUAGUGAUCGCCGUUGGUGUUGGUGUUGGCGUCGUUGUCUCGCACAACCACAAGAACACGUCGGCGGCAUCGUCUUCCAAAUCCUCGAACUCAAGCUCCGCUCAACCGAGUGGCAUCCCAUCCACCAUCUCAGUUACCAACGUCACUGGGCUGAUACAUUGGACGGACCCGAACGACCCGAGCACCUUCGUCAAGGACGACCGACUACACCAGUCGUUCUACGGAUUUGCUUAUACACCGUACGGCUCGCAGCUACCCUCGUGCGGUAAUUCUCUUGAUCAGGUUAUUGCGGACAUACAAAUUCUGUCCCAGUUGACGAAGCGCAUCCGGUUGUAUGGUUCUGAUUGCAACCAGACGGCCCUCGUUUUGGAAGCCAUCAAGCAGACCAAGGUCGAUAUGAAGGUAUUCCUCGGCAACUAUCCUUCCCUGUCGGAUGGCGGCGUUGCGUAUGCUCGGCAACGCGAUACGAUGCAAUCCGCUCUGCAGACUUAUGGAUCCACGAAUGUCGCUGGAAUCACUGUCGGCAACGAAGUCAUCUUGAAUUAUCUCACGGACAACGGCGGGAGUCAACAGGAUCCUAAUGGGCUUGUCGGAAAUCAGGCCGCAACUCUGCUUCUCGUGAAUAUCACAGAUACCAAAGCGAUGGUUCAGAGCCUCGGUCUGACGAUCCCUGUCGGCAACUCGGAUGCGGGCAGCUACUCAAACAACUUGAUUCUGGCCCAGGUGGACUACUUCAUGGCGAACGUCCACCCUUGGUUCGCGAAUACCGCAAUUGCAGAUGCUGCUUCCUGGACGGCCGACUUUUUCACUUCGACUGACGUUGCAGCAGUGAAUGGCGUCAGCAAUAAACCCACGGCAUAUAUUGCCGAGACUGGAUGGCCAACAAACUCUUCGUCAGCUGCUGCCAAGACCAACGGAGCCGCCGACGCAUCGGUGGCCAACCUUCAGAUAUUUUUGGACACAUUCGUCUGUGCAUCCAACACCAACGGCACGGGCUACUUCUUUUUCGAAUAUUUCGAUGAGGGUUGGAAGGAUGCCCAAUUUGGCGGUGUCGAGGGCUGGUGGGGAGUUUUCCACGCCAAGUUUGUUAUUCCUCACAGAGCCACCUAUUUUUCUCAUUCACGUCUUUCUAGUCGCACCAUGAAGGAUGUCACAAUCCCCACUUGCACCUUGUCAUAAACGGACAGUUUCAAUGCAUCGGACAUCGCAGCAUCUAACACUUGUAAUGAAUAUUAAUGAUUGGACUCUUUGCAUAAAUCUAACUUAUAUCCCACCUUGUGUUCUGCUUGUAGUGACUGAGACUGUAGGUAGUACUGACCUCUACACUGUUUUUGCCGCAUCAACGGA
Molecule: messenger RNA, 1708 nt
Organism: Mycena citricolor
Lineage: Eukaryota; Fungi; Basidiomycota; Agaricomycetes; Agaricales; Mycenaceae
Source: the annotation of a GenBank genome assembly